AUGGCGCCCUGCCCUUACCGAAUUGUUUAUCCGGGUCCUAAUAAUGGGAAAGUGGCAUUCAAACGCGAUGAAAUGCUCCCUGGCCACUUCAUUCGAUAUGAUGUCCAAAAUGGAACAAAACAGCGAUUGCCAGAUUGGUGGCACCUGAGUGAAAGCAUGAGUUUUACCGCACAGGAUGGCGUUAUUUACAACCGUGGCGACUUUCUAGAAGUAGACACUGGUUCCGCGAUUAACUCCAUCGCCCUGCUUCUCGAAGUGCGCCAAAAGUAUCUGCGGGUUUUUUUGGAUGUAUCGAUCGAGCGACGUGCUGGCAAAACCAAGAACGGAGUAAUAGUGGAUAUUAUCAACGCAUCGUGGGUUGAACCAAAAACGGUAGUCGUACCGAAACCGUCAUCAUACUACUGCUACAAGAGAGAAAGGUUGAUUUUACCUUGCGAAACAUACGCCAACACCUUACCACGAAAAAGUCAAAGUGGUACGACUCAUGCUAGACUCGAUGAAAUCAAGACGACGGCGAAAGAUGAUCGCACACUCGAAAGGGAGCACAUGAUCUUGAGGAAAGUGAUGGCAGACGUUUACUACUCUUGGUUUUAUGUGAAAUGUUAUCUCAGCCAUAUGAUUGCGAGAAAGCUUCGAGAGCAAACACAAAAUAUAUCGCGUACUUGA
Molecule: messenger RNA, 666 nt
Organism: Pyricularia pennisetigena
Lineage: Eukaryota; Fungi; Ascomycota; Sordariomycetes; Magnaporthales; Pyriculariaceae
Exons: 3
Coding region: 1-666 (221 amino acids)
Source: RefSeq, a predicted model, not a curated record